Molecule: messenger RNA, 1417 nt
Organism: Triticum urartu
Lineage: Eukaryota; Viridiplantae; Streptophyta; Magnoliopsida; Poales; Poaceae
Source: RefSeq, a predicted model, not a curated record
UGGCCGCACUCUGCUCCACUCCAGUUUCCACUACCUGCCAGUACGUUGCCCCAAAUUGAUCCUCUCUCUCAUUCCCAUGUCCCAACUCGACAGAGCCGGUGAUCAUUCAUCAAUGGCGUCGGGCACCAUUGUGGUCCAAACCAACUCUCCACGGGAGAUGGAUGCCCGGCUGCUAGCGCUGGUCUGCUCAGGCAGUUUCCAGGAUCUAGAAUCAUUCCUCGACGCACAAGACCACCAAGCAUCUUCCGCCGUCGGAGGGUCGGCGACAUGGCGGGCUUCCGGUGAAGACGGGGAAGCAUUUCUCAGAGAGUCGCUCCUGGACGGGAUCACCGUCGGAGGCGACACUGUUCUCCAUGUGGUCGCCACCAAUGGUGAUUCUGAGGAGUUCCUGAAGAAAGCUGGCCUCGUCCACAGGAAGGCGCAGAACCUCCUCUGUGCGCAGAACAAUGACGGAGAUACGCCGCUGCAUUGUGCUGCGCGGGAGGGGAACUUCGCCAUGGUGUCUCUUCUCAUUGAUCUUGCUAGAAGAGGCGAUGAUACCAAUGCCAACAGAGUGAAGGCGCUGCUGAGAACAGAAAACAAGAUCGAAUGGACAGCCUUGCAUGAGGCUAUCAAGUCUGUCCUCACUGGGCACGAUGAUAUGGUCGAGUUGCUCAUGAAGAAGGACCCGCAGUUGGCCAGUUUCCCGAAAGAUGGCACGUCGCCAUUGUACCUGGGCCAUCUUGGAGGGGAAGAGUUUCAUCGCGGAAACACUCUAUGAGUUGAGCGGCGGGGUGCUCUCAUACUCUGGACCAAAUGGACAAAAUGUACUGCACGCUACUGUUCUCCGAGGCGAAGAUCCUACGAAGAUGUUGGAAUGGAACAACGUCCUUGCAUUGCAAGGGGAUAACAACGGACAUACACCUCUUCACUUUGCCGCCACAACUGUUCCAGGGAAUCAGAAAAUACGUUCACAAGUACUGAAAGCCAAUGCAGAGGCAUUGUAUCAGCCAGACCACAAUGGAUCAUUCCCCGUACACAUGGCUGCAUCUGUCGGUGCAACAAGUGUAGUCAGUGAAUUUAUUGAAAAUACGCCCAAUUGUGCUGGUUUACGUGAUGCUAGGAAAAUGACAUUUCUUCAUGUUGCAGUUGAUAAUAAGAAAAUAUCAACAGUUAGUUAUGCUUGCAAGAACGGAACAUUAUCAUGGAUUUUUAAUAUGCAAGACAAGAAUGGGAACACUGCAGUACACCUAGCUGCCCAGGCUGGCAGUGUUAAAAUAUUUUGUUGUUUGUUCAGGAAUAGACAAGUACAAUUGAAUUUGACAAAUAAGAAAGGGGAGACUCCACUAGAUAUAGCGUAUCAAAAUAUUCCUAAAGGGCUGCAUGCUUACAUGCACAGUGAAGCAAGAAUACUCUCCUUACUUCAAUAUGCUGGUGC